AUGCGCUUCUCCGUCCUCCUCCUCAGCUCCAUAGCCCCCGCCUUCAUCGCCGCGCACGGCAAAAUCGCCGCCGUUCAAGGCGACGCCGGCGGCAACGGUACCGCCAUCGGCAUCCAAGGCGGUAUCAUCCCCGGCGCAGGCAAAAACAAAGUCACUGAGCCCGACACCACCAUCUUCGGCAGCACCAAGGUCGCCACCAACGGACUCGGCAAGACCAAAGGGCAGGGCAAAAACACCGUCGCCAUGGUCGCCGACACAAUGGAGCAGAGCGGUUCGACCCUCCCUCAAGUCAGCGACGGCGGCAUGAUCACUGGUACUUUCCACAUCGUGACGACAGAUGGCGCAGGUCCCGUAUCCGCCAUGAUCGAUACCACAGGCACCGGCGCCUUCUCCACCGGCGUGCAGGCGAAUGUCAUGCAAGAUGUACCCGGCAACAAGGGCAAUAUCAAAGCCAACGGGCAGGUGCCGCGCAGCCUGGAGCACUGGGCGCUGCGUGCCCGCGGGCUGGUGAAGCGCGCGUCAAAUGUCAACCAGGACUAUCCGAUUGCAGUGCAGGUGCCGGCUGGGACGACGUGCUCGGGUACCGUGGCGGGGCAGCAGAAUGUAUGUUUUAUGAAGAUUGCGAACAGCAACAAGGCGGGGCCGUUUGGAGGCGUUAUUGCGUUUCAGAUGAGUGAUGGAUCAUCUUCGGACUCAAGCAGUGGGUCUGCGGUUGCGAAGCGCUUCGUCGCCUAG
This is a messenger RNA of Macroventuria anomochaeta, 735 nucleotides long. RefSeq names its product cell surface protein. The record is from RefSeq and is a predicted model, not a curated record. The transcript has 2 exons. NCBI's taxonomy places the organism in Eukaryota, Fungi, Ascomycota, Dothideomycetes, Pleosporales, Didymellaceae. The coding region runs from base 1 to 735 and encodes 244 amino acids.